Penicillium bovifimosum is the source of this 2337-nucleotide messenger RNA. Its product is annotated as putative microtubule associated protein (Ase1). Gene Ontology annotation, biological process: mitotic spindle midzone assembly; microtubule cytoskeleton organization. Gene Ontology annotation, cellular component: cytoplasm; mitotic spindle midzone; spindle. The record is from RefSeq and is a predicted model, not a curated record. The transcript has 4 exons. Bases 1 to 2337 code for a protein of 778 amino acids. Gene Ontology annotation, molecular function: microtubule binding. Lineage: Eukaryota; Fungi; Ascomycota; Eurotiomycetes; Eurotiales; Aspergillaceae.
AUGGCGGUAGACACUAGCUACCUGACCACUCAGGUCAACAACAUCGUCGCCCAGCUCCAUGGGAUCUACGACGAGAUUGGCGUGCCCGCGCGUGAGCGCGAGUCCCGCGAAGCGGAGCUCUUCAACGCUCUGUCGGAGACCUUGAACAACCAACUGAAGGUUGUUGAUGAAGAGCGAGAGGAGAUGGUGCAGGAAGCAGAGCGCCUCAUUACAGCCAUACAACAGAUGGAGUCGUCCCUGAGCGACGAAAGGGCCAAUGGUCAAUAUGAGCUCGACCGCGACGACCUUCGCGUCACUUACCCGCUCAACAAAUGUAUCAUGUUCCUGCGCGAGAAGCAUGACGCGAUGAGCAAGUUACACCGUGAACGCUUCGAACAGGUUAGAAAACUCGUCGACGCGCUUGAAUCAUACUCCUCACACCUUGAGCCAUCAUUCGUUAAACUUGAACUUCCUCCCACCGAACCUGGUUCCUCAAUCCCGCCGAGCUUCGACCUUUCUCCUAUGUAUGUGACUGCAUUGGAUGCUGAGUUUACACACGUCUACGAAGAGUACCACCGCCGCGUUGCGCAGGUUCAAUCUGCCUGCGAAGAAAUGAUCAAACUCUGGGCUGAGCUUGGCACACCCCAGGCGCAGACCGAUCCUACUAUCGUUAAAUGUUAUCGCGACUCCCCCGAGCAACUCGGCCUACAUGAGGAUGAUGUAGCCAACCUCAUGGCCAAGCGCAACAAGUUGGUGGAAGAGAAGAAGGCCCGCGAGCGCAAGAUCAACGAACUACGAACCACCGUGAUCUCCCUCUGGGACCGAUUUGGCGUCGAGGAGGCCGAUCGCAAGGCAUUCUUGGCUGCCAACCGUGGCUGCGGUUUGCGCACUAUCAACGACCUUGAAGAGGAGUUGACCCGCCUCAAUGAACUGAAGAGGCAGAAUCUCCACCUUUUCGUGGAGGAUGCUCGCUGCCGACUGCAAGAACUCUGGGACUCUCUCUUCUUCUCCGAAGAGGAAAUGCUCGAUUUCACACCUGCAUUCUCUGAUGUGUGCAGUGAUGCUUUGCUCGAGGCUCAUGAGGCUGAGAUCAAGAAGUUGGAGUUCCUCAAGGAGCAGCGUGCUCCCACCCUGGCAAUGAUUGAAAGACACCGUACCCUUCUGACCGACCGUGAGGCACUUGCGACCUCGAGCCAAGACGCAUCCCGUCUAAUGGGCCGUGGAGCCAAAGGAGAGAAGCGGGAUCCUGGAAAGCUUUUGAGGGAGGAGAAGCUGCGCAAGAGGAUCGCAAAGGAGUUGCCGAAGCUUGAAGCUGACCUGCGCAAAGAAUUGGAACACUGGGAAGAUGAGUUCGGCCGACCGUUCCUUGUGCACGGGGAGCGUUAUCUUGAUACGUUGUCACCUGUCAAGCCGUCAACGAUGCCACCUCCACGCUCUAAGACACCGUCUGCGCCUCCCUCGUCUACCAAAGCAAGCACUAUGCGGCAGCAUCCGACUACUCGCCCCGGAAGCUCCAUGAGAGGGCCUCCUCCACCUCGCUCAGCCACCAAGACCCCGACUAGCAGUGGCCCCGUCAAGCACAACACUAUCGGCUAUGGUGCGUCCAGGUCCGGAGCCACCUCAAGAGCCGGCGCGACAUCUCCCUCCAAACUGCCGGCGCGUGUCCCGCUAGGAAAUAUGCCCCAGGGAAACAACUCUCCUGAGCGUCGCCUCAAGCCCACCACCUACUCUUCCAGCACACUUAAUGGAAAGAUGCCGCCCCCACGUGGACCUCCGCCACGUAUGCGUGCGUUGACCGUCGAAUCAAAGGAAGACCGCUUUAGCCGCCUGAUGGAUCCACCUCGCUGCAACAGUGCUAUGUCCAGUGCCUAUGUGCGGCCUGUCAGCCCGGAAGAUGUCUAUGAUGAUCGGCAGCGAUCCUUCAUGAGCAACUCCGGAUUCUCGAGCUCACAGAGAUCCACCGGCUUCUCCCAUUCAUCCCACUCUUCACACUCAUCCCUCAACUCCUCCAUACAAAACUUCCCUCGACCCAACCCAUACCUACAGCACGCCGCUCCACCCCCAGCUCCCCGCCAAGUCUCGAAUUCCUCCACAGUUAACACGGCGACCUCGGGAUCGGAAAACUGGGAGACCUUCGAAGAUGGUUCGGGUUCAGAAGCGGACCCCAGUGAUAUUUACUACUCCAAACUUCGUGCUGCACAAGGAGGAAAGCGCUUCGCACCCGAGGACGGAUCUGAUCUCAUCGGCAAGAAGGCCAAGGGCAUCCGAAGUGUCAGUCCAGAAGGACCACAUCCCGGGCAGGUCCUGCGCGUUGCUGGCAGUGACACCGACUGGGCCGAUGAAUACGAAACAUAUUAG